AUGACGGAAUUUGAUGCAGUAGGAGCGCUUUUAUCUGGGCAGAGUCCUGCAGGCAGUUGCCGGCUCGGCUGCAUGGCUUGUCUGCACAGGUAUGAUCACCGAGAAUACAGGCCAAGGUGGGAUUGGGACCGUGAUGGGUCUGAGUACGUCAUUUAUCACGAUCGGAACCGUGAGCGGGCCAAUGCUCGGAGGUGUGUUGCUAGGCUGGUUUCGAUACUACUAGUAGACCGCGUGGUCGGUGCCGAUGGCCCUGCUGUUUCUCGACAUGAUUGUGCGGUGUGUGGUGAGACAGCCAGAGGGCCGUUCGCCGGAUCGCCCUCCUUGUUUAACAAGGCCAAGGACAGCGAGUCAGACACUGUCACUUCAAGCCACUCACACCGUGAUGUGGAGGGGAUUCCGACGGAAGCAUCGCCCCUGCGGCCACUGUCGCCCCGUCGGCCACCAUCGACUUCGACAACGGAGGUCAGCUCAGACUCAGAACCGCAUUGGGGAAGCGACGGUGAUUCAAUUGCGGAAACCCGCAAUCUCUACGCCGUAAUGCUUCGAGACGUUGGUAUCUGA
Messenger RNA from Endocarpon pusillum Z07020, 561 nucleotides. RefSeq lists its product as uncharacterized. The coding region runs from base 1 to 561 and encodes 186 amino acids. The record is from RefSeq and is a predicted model, not a curated record. NCBI's taxonomy places the organism in Eukaryota, Fungi, Ascomycota, Eurotiomycetes, Verrucariales, Verrucariaceae. The transcript has a single exon.